Molecule: messenger RNA, 1483 nt
Organism: Diachasma alloeum
Lineage: Eukaryota; Metazoa; Arthropoda; Insecta; Hymenoptera; Braconidae
Exons: 6
Coding region: 174-776 (200 amino acids)
Source: RefSeq, a predicted model, not a curated record
AGACAGCACGUGUGUCCCUCUCUUCUCGAUAGUAUUCCCUCUCGCGAAGGAGGUUCAAAUUUCAGAAAUAGAAAAAUGCAAAAAAUUUAACGAAAUUAGAUCGAAUUUUUUUUAAUGAAGGAUUAAAUUAUUCGGGUUUUUUUCUUCAGUUUUGAGGACUUGUUGGGGGAAAUAUGAUGGUGACUUACGGUAAGGAUUUCGGGGGUUCUGAAGAACCACCUGAGAGCCCUAACUACGUCAGGCCUAUGGAGAGCAAUCUGGAAAUCCUCAUUAGGAUUUUAGGAGUUAUCACUGCAAUCAUUGUGUGCGGAGUUGGAGCUGAUAUCGCUUACCAUCGACACGUCAUGGGUUAUUACGUUACAGUGGCUUCAGCCCUGAUUUUCUUCCUCGAGAUUACCUGGGCCAUCACACUGUUCGUGCAGAUUUGUCUCAGAAAUGACGAGUCUCAUUGUUCACGGUGUUGGUUGUCUGUGUUAAUGGUAACCAGAGGCUGGCGGAGAGUUUUGUUUUAUCUACCACUGUCCUGUAUUUUGGCCUGGAAACCGCACAACUUGUGGCUCUCCUUUGUCGCCGCUGGACUGCUGGCUGCUUUAUCUCUGCUCUACGUCAUCUCCAGUGCAUUGAGCCAACGAGGGAGUGCGAGAACUCCCGGCGAUUCUAUGGGCGAGAGCCUUUUGCAUACGAGACCAGAGGCUUAUGAUCGGUUUGAAGAAGUCUUGGUAACUGAAGUAUUGGACGACGGCGUUUCCGGUCCAACGAGUGACGGGGAGAUGUGACAAGAGCGUCAGCCCUCGUGGGCCAGUGAGACUGACGAGGACAGUGAGCCUGAACAGCGCACAUGUCAGAUAGCAACGUUAUCCUAGUUGCAGAGGAACGAUGUCAUUGGUACAUCGGCAUUUAUCGAAUCAUGGCCACCUUCAACGUCCUUGGGAAAGGAUGACAAUAAUGAAGGAGCCUUGCAGCUUCAAGUGAAGAGUCUGUGUCUUGAGAAACAUUGAUUUCUCAAGCGUAUUUAACAUCUGUGACCUAAAUUUUCACGUUGUUCGGACUCACGAUUGAGCAGAGGUAAUUUUGCGGGAUCAGAAGUUGUUUCUGGGGAGGAGAGACUCCAAAAAACUUUGAAAAAAGUUCAAUAAGAGGAUUACGGUGCAAGUUACAGGAGUUGACGUGAAUUUUGUUGAUGUAGCAUUGAGGAUACAUGAAGUUUUUAGGUGAUCGUAAUUUUAUCUGUACAAUAUGUAUGAAUGAGGCAAAUUGAGUGACAAGAGUUAAAUGAGACGUGAAGAUCGAGCUGAGAGUCUUUAUUAUAACAAUUUUAUACGUAAAACAAGUGACUAUGUUUCACAUUAAACAUUUAUGAUAAUAAUGUAAAACUGCUAUCAAAGAUUUAUUCGCUAUCGUCAUAUAUUAAAUUAUGUUUGUUGUAUAUGUACUGAUACCGAAUGAGCAAAAAUGUUAUUCAACAAAAAUAAAAAUCGUGAGA